Molecule: messenger RNA, 822 nt
Organism: Plectropomus leopardus (leopard coralgrouper)
Lineage: Eukaryota; Metazoa; Chordata; Actinopteri; Perciformes; Serranidae
Source: RefSeq, a predicted model, not a curated record
UGAUGCCAACUGACUACAAGGCUGGAGAGAAGUCUGUAUGUUGAACGUCAAAAGGAUUACAGCUGGUGUUUGAGAAUCUAAAACCACAUUUGGGGGACGACUGUGUCUACAAAAAGGCUACCAGUUCUACAUCGCUCCCAAUGGGAUCAUAAAAAUACUCUAUGAAAAGCUACUGAGUGUACAGGCGAGUCACGAAGCGCAAACUCAAGUUAUUCUUGUUGGAACAAGCCAGAAACCAGGUGACCAGGGUAAGAGUUGCAGUUAUCGUUAUUGGAAAAUGAAUUUUUCGUUGAAGUGACUUUGCAGAAAUCCACUAGAGCAGUAUUCACCAUGUCUUUGAGUAAGACCCUCGAGCUGGAGCACUUUGACGAACGCGAAAAGGUCCGCCGGGGGCGCUCCACCCGCACUAAGAGAGAUGACUCCACCGCCAGCGCUGGCGGCGGCGGGUCCGGCCCCAGCUCCAGGGGCAGCAGCUUGGUCCCUAGCCCCGCCCACAGCGCCAACUGCAGCUACUAUCGGACCCGAACCCUGCAGGCGCUCACCUCGGAGAAACGGGCCAAAAAGGUGCGAUUCUACCGCAACGGAGACCGGUACUUCAAGGGUCUGGUGUACGCUGUUUCCAGCGACCGGUUCCGCUCCUAUGAUGCACUGCUGAUGGAGCUGACGCGUUCGUUGGCGGAUAACCUGCAUCUGCCACAAGGGGUGCGCUCGAUUUACACUAUAGAUGGCAGCAAGAAGAUCACCAGUAUGGACGAGCUGGUCGAAGGUACAACUUUAUUUUUCCUUUGCCUUGUUACUGCCUUUUUCUUGACAUUAAUUUAG